Molecule: messenger RNA, 1821 nt
Organism: Macadamia integrifolia
Lineage: Eukaryota; Viridiplantae; Streptophyta; Magnoliopsida; Proteales; Proteaceae
Product: molybdate transporter 2-like
Exons: 1
Coding region: 258-1655 (465 amino acids)
Biological process (GO): molybdate ion transport
Molecular function (GO): molybdate ion transmembrane transporter activity
Source: RefSeq, a predicted model, not a curated record
CUCGUUUUCAUUUCUGAUUUUACGAGUUCACAGAGGAUAGUGCGUCAUUUUAUCGAACUUCUCAACUGAAUCUCUUCUCUGUCCUCACUCCUUAGUCUCAGACUCUGGAGAGACAGCAUUGAAGUCGUCGCUCUCUCGAGCUUCUCAAUUCUAAAGUAAACCAUACUUCUUCUUCUCGUCCUCUAUCCUGUGAUCUUGAGUCUUGUAUUACAGACUACGGAGAGACCAAAUCCGUUGCUGUGGUCUUUCCAAUUUCCAUGGAAUCACCAACUCUAACAACCUCUCCGCUUCUUCCAGGGCGGUGGCGCCGCUACCUCCCCCGCCUCUCCUGGGCUACCAGCUUCGGCCUGAAGACCUCAGUCUGGUCCGAAUUGGGUGGCUCUGUGGGUGACCUGGGCACCUACAUCCCCAUCGUCCUGGCCCUCACUCUGGUCAAUCAUUUGGAUCUCGGCACCACCCUCAUCUUCACGGGCCUCUAUAAUAUCAUUACAGGCUUCCUCUUCGGUAUCCCAAUGCCCGUCCAGCCCAUGAAAGCUAUCGCCGCUGUCGCCAUCUCCGAAUCCCAAACCCACCUCACCAUUCCCCAAAUCAUGGCCGCUGGUAUCUCAACCGCCUCCGUCCUCUUUCUCCUGGGCGCCACAGGCCUCAUGUCCUUCUUCUACCGUUUCAUCCCGUUGCCCGUCGUUCGUGGCGUCCAGCUUUCACAAGGCCUUUCCUUUGCCUUCUCUGCCAUCAAAUACAUCCGUCACCAGCAGAACUUCGCCACCGGUAAAUCGGGCUCUGCUCGCCCCUGGCUCGGCCUCGAUGGUCUCAUCCUCGCCCUCUCCGCCCUCCUAUUCAUUGUCCUCACAACAGGUUCUGGCGACUCGGUGGACAAAACUGAAACUGAACCUGAACCAGAACCCCAUCGCCCUCGUCGUCCGCUUCGAAGGCUGCGUAUCUUAUUGGCGAUUCCAUCCGCGCUUCUUGUGUUCCUCCUGGGUCUGGUGCUCUGUUUCGUUCGUGACGCUUCCAUUGUUAAGGAUCUCAACUUCGGUCCUUCGAAGAUCCAUGUGGUCAAGAUUUCGUGGCAUGAUUGGAAGACCGGAUUCAUUCGAGCUGCCAUUCCUCAGAUUCCACUCUCUGUUCUGAACUCUGUGAUUGCGGUCUGCAAAUUAUCAACCGACCUGUUUCCAGAGAAAGAAGCGUCGGCGACGGCAGUCUCCGUCAGUGUGGGAGCCAUGAACUUGGUGGGUUGUUGGUUCGGUGCAUUGCCCGUCUGCCAUGGCGCAGGGGGGCUUGCAGGGCAGUACCGUUGUGGGGGACGAAGUGGUGCAUCGGUGCUGUUUCUGGGGAUAGGGAAGCUGGUUCUGGGGCUUGUUUUUGGGAACACAUUCGUGAAGAUACUGGGUGAGUUCCCAAUUGGGAUAUUAGGGGUUCUCUUGCUCUUCUCUGGUAUUGAAUUGGCAAUGGCUUCCAAGGAUAUGAACACCAAGAAGGAGUCCUUUGUGAUGCUGAUUUGUGCUGCUGUGUCCUUGACUGGUUCAAGUGCUGCUUUGGGCUUCGGUUGCGGGAUUGUGGUGUUUUUGCUGCUGAAACUGAGGGAAUCGGAUUUCUCUUCAUGGAACUACAAAUCAAAAGGGUCUGCUGAUAUUGAUACUGGUCUCCAUCCUUAGGAGAUUUCGCCUUUAUUCUUAAGGUGGGAGAAAGAAAGAAUAAAAAUUAUGAUAUAAUUUAUUGGUAGCAGAAGCAAGUUGAUGGCAAUCAUAAUAGUGGGAAUUCAAGUUCUAGGAAGAUUUGGCUCUGUUUUCCCAAUAUAUCUGGGCAUGCAUCUUUCGACAA